This is a messenger RNA of Macrosteles quadrilineatus (aster leafhopper), 2752 nucleotides long. RefSeq lists its product as uncharacterized. The coding region runs from base 96 to 2621 and encodes 841 amino acids. The transcript has 9 exons. Gene Ontology annotation, cellular component: NSL complex. NCBI's taxonomy places the organism in Eukaryota, Metazoa, Arthropoda, Insecta, Hemiptera, Cicadellidae. The record is from RefSeq and is a predicted model, not a curated record.
AACAGCUUCGCUUUCACGAUAGUCUAGUAAGCUAGACCUAACUUAGCCUAAUUGCCGUUGAAGUAAAAUUUCAUAAAGGAAGAUUAACUCAAAGAAUGUUUCGCACACCAAAAUCGGCCACCCAGUCCUCUAAAAAGAAAAGUACAAACUUUUUACCUGAGCGUGUGGUAAAGAAACCUAAACGUCAAGGACUAUGUAAAUAUUCUCACAGAAAAUGUAAUCUUAUGUGUCUAGAAGGUUAUGACUACUGCUUGAAACACAUCUUGGAAGAUAAUAAUUCACCUUACCGACCGUGUAUGUAUCUUUACACGGUCAGUGGUAAAAUAUGCGGCAAACCUGCUCUGCGACAAGAACGAAAAGACACAUGGUUUUGUGGGCCACAUAAUAGGAAAACUCAACUUCAGAAAACAAGAGCUUCAUGUCGCCAUGCCCCUCCUAAAACUCAGGAAACGUUGUUUGCCACCCUGGGACAUUAUGUGCCUCCAGAACAACCUGCUGUUAAGAAGGAAGUUGGAGGAGGAGAUUUGGCAGAAAUACAAUCCAAAGUUGUUGAUCCAUUUGUGGACAUAGAUGCGAGCAAGGUGAACAACAAAGUCAACCAAGUGUUGGAGUACGUCAGUGAGUCGGAUAGUGACGGAGAGAUGGCCAUGCUGGACAGUGUGUGGAGAGCGCAAGAUCAGGAGUCGUCUGACGCAGAGAGUGUGGAUAGUCAGAACGAAGACCCACUCAAGCAUGCUGGAACCUACACUGCUGAAGAAGUGACUAUCAUUAUCAAGGACAAAAUGUUAAGACUGCAGUCUCUAUACAUUGACCAGUUCAGACGGCUCCAUCACCUAUUGAAGGAGAAAAGAAGAAGAUAUUUGCACACCCUGAAAAAAGAAAAAGAAACACUAUGUAGCAUCCAUGACCAAGAGAAACAGACGGCUAAAGAACAGAAGUUGUAUCAGAAACUCAAAGCUUUAAAUCGUUACCAUAAACACCACGGUGUAGAAGCAAUUCUGCACAAAAAGGCUUUGGAGUUGAGGGCUCAGGUGACUGAAGGGCAUCAACUGCGAACUUCCCACAAAGGAAAGUGUGCUUUUACUGAAGGUGGAGUGAAGUGUGGAGCCAAGACACUUCCUGUCACCAAGUAUUGCCGUAAACACAUCUUGGAGGACACACAUCAAGUGCUGUUCAGGUCGUGUGGGGUCAAGAGAGAUGACCAUAUCUGUAAGGAACCCACCUUGAAUGUGUUUGAAAAUGCUACUUGUGUCUAUCACACUGUUCUACCCACUCGUGGUGAAUUAGGAACGUUGGCUCUGAAAGAAAACCAGGCAAAUGAAACUCAAGAAUCUCACAACGACAGAGUUGCAUUUGUGAGUGAUGUCGAUUCAGAAGAACUCUUAAUCAAAGACAUUCUAAAACCUACUGGCAUUGGUUCUGGAAAAUCGGAUUCUGUUGAUGACUUAGAACUAUCAAGAACAGUUAGUGACAUUUUAGCGUUAGCAGAGGCUCACUCCAAUCCCACUGACUUAAAUCAAAUUACUGCCAAACCUUUCAUUGAACAAAGUUUUGAGGCACCUUGUAAUGAUUUGCCAAAAUCAGUUUUUGACGAAAACACUAUAACUUCAUCCAAAGAAAUUGUUAAACAAGUUUCUGAAAUAAUUAAUGAAACAUCACUCGAUGAAACUAACCAACCACUCAAUAACCAAAACUUAGACACCACUUCUAGUGAAACUAGUGAACCAACUCAGCUCAGAGUCAACUCGGAGGCUAAAAUCUCGUCCUCCGAAACCCCUGAAUCAGUCAUCGAAAAAAAUGUUGAUGUUUCAUCAAGUAAAAUUUUAGAUGCAAAAGAUUCUGGCCUAUGUGAGAAAAUGGACCUAGAAGUAGAAGAACAAUCACAUUCUCCAAAUAAAGAGUCUUCAAAGCAUGAAAGUUCGCAAGACUUGAUGAUGGUAGAUAUGAUAACUGACGUGGGUGUGGUUGAAGAAGUAUUAGACAAUGAUCUGGUAAGUGAUUCAGUAGAAGUGGUUAGUUCAACACAAGAAGUAGAAGAAGAAAGUUGCAAACAGGAAUCAGAUCCUGAUCCUCAAGGAGAAGUGAGGAGACAGCAAGUGAACGAGUCUGAACGUAAAAUUAUAGGACCUGAAGAGCAAGAAAAACUUCUUGGUGAACAAACGGUUGAAGAGGAAGAUUCAGAAGAGAAUACUAAAGGAUCAAAUCAGCAAAAAAGAGUGUUUGAAUAUCAAAUAGAAUCUGAACAUCAAUAUGCGGAAAUGAGUCCAGAGAAAAAGAAAGUAAUAGAAUCUGAUAGUCAGGGUGUAUGUUCGGAACAUGAUGCAAAAUGUAUUAAAGAUACAGUAUUUAUGCCUGAUGACCAUUCAACCUCAAUGCUUCAGACUACAAGUUUACACUCUGAAGAAAAAUCCAAAGAAGAAAUACCAAUGGAGAAAGUAAUAGAAUCUGAUAGUCAGGGUGUAUGUUCUGAAAAUAAUGCACAAGGGAUUGAAGAUACAGUAUGUAUGCCUGAUGACCAUUCAACUUUAAUACUUCAAACUACAAGUUUACACUCUAAAGAAAAAGCCGAGGAAGAAAUACCAAUGGAGAUAGAUGAUGAAAGCAAAACAGAAAAUGGAUAAAUGCAUUUUACUGGAGAUUCAAACCACUUAAUUUUUGUUAGUAUUUGAUUAGUAGUUAAUCAUGAUGUAGCUUUUGUAUUGAAAUAUAUUGUUAAGUAGCUGUUUUACAGGAAAUAAAAAUAAAGAUGUUA